Sitophilus oryzae (rice weevil) is the source of this 690-nucleotide messenger RNA. RefSeq names its product 28S ribosomal protein S9, mitochondrial (gene mRpS9). The transcript has 6 exons. The record is from RefSeq and is a predicted model, not a curated record. Bases 1 to 690 code for a protein of 229 amino acids. NCBI's taxonomy places the organism in Eukaryota, Metazoa, Arthropoda, Insecta, Coleoptera, Curculionidae.
AUGAAAGCGUACUUAGAAAGAGCUAGGGAACACAACCAGUUUAUGGCCAAACAACAACACCAAUAUGAAAUUGGUAAGCGGCAUUUGGCUAAUAUGAUGGGUGAGAAUCCUGAAACUUUUACACAAAAAGAUAUUGAUGAGGCUAUAGAGUACCUAUUUCCAAGUGGCUUGUAUGAUAAAAAAGCUAGACCUCUUAUGAAACCUCCAGAAGAAGUAUUUCCUCAGAGAAAAGCGGCUGAAUUUGAUGAAACUGAUGCAAUGAUUAGAAAAGGACUUCAACCUGAUCCAAACAUGGCUUUAGACAUUUCUGGUUAUCAGUGGAUAGAUAAAAGAGCACUAGAAGUUCAGGUUGUGGAAACUUUGUCAGAUAGAGAUUAUAAUAGUUUUAUAAAUGCUUUGGAAAGAUUAAGCCAACUUCCCUAUUCUUACAGGGAAAAGGAAUUUAUUUUUCAAUUCAAUAAACCCCUUAUGAGCCACACAAAAACAUACGAUGCUAUAAAACCACAUAUAGAUCAGGAUGGAAAUCAAAUUGUAACAGUAUAUGAAUGUUUGAGAAAGUCAGCUAGGGGAACUGUUACGCUGAAAGUUCCAGGUACUGGAAAGAUCACUAUAAAUGGUGAGAAUAUAACUUAUUUCAAAGAUAUGCAAUCUAGGGACCAGAAUAAAGAUUUAAGUCACAAAUGGUUUUGA